This is a messenger RNA of Trypanosoma cruzi, 3282 nucleotides long. RefSeq lists its product as uncharacterized. The record is from RefSeq and is a predicted model, not a curated record. NCBI's taxonomy places the organism in Eukaryota, Euglenozoa, Kinetoplastea, Trypanosomatida, Trypanosomatidae. The transcript has a single exon. Gene Ontology annotation, molecular function: protein binding. The coding region runs from base 1 to 3282 and encodes 1093 amino acids.
AUGGACAAUCUUUUUAUCCAAAUCAUUUCCGGUACCCCGCGGCAGAAGCACGACCCUGUCUCUGCCAGCUCGCCAGAGUACACCAUCCUGUGCGCCCAAGCACCAACAGCGGAGGACCGUAUUGCUCUGCUUAUGAAGCGUUUUCCCACUUCCACCGAGGCGAGUUCGGCCCAAACGAUGUGCUAUCUCUUGCAGACGUGUGUCUCCGCCUCCGUGUCACCCGAUGAGACCGAGCACAUGGUUGAGGCCUUAGUAGAAUUUGCCAAUCAUCACCCAACUUGGAUUGAAACCGUUUGUUGGAUUUGUGCUCUUAUACAUUAUUACUGCACAGAUGAAGUCACUGUUUCUAUUUUUUCUGAGUGUGGUGCGCCCUCUGUGGCCGUUCGGGCGUUAAAAGAUAACAUACAAAACAACCAACUUGUGUUGGCCGCAUGUGCAUUAUUAUCCCAUUUUAAUUUGUAUCCUAUAGGCGAUGGAAUAUCCCAACUUGCUCGUGCUCUUCUAGCACACCAUUCAGAUUUGCUUGUUUGUAAAAUGGCUUGUCGGGCUCUUGCAGAGUUUACAUCAUAUGUAAUGGAAUGUCCUGAUAGUUUUGUUUCCUCUAAUAAGGAGUUUCUUGAGGCCAAUGGAGUUGAAGUCCUUGAAAAGGUUCUGCGGGAACACAUUGGGGAUGAGGAAACUACAAGGUAUGUUGCUCGAAUCGCCGCAAAUGUGACCAGUUCAGGUAUUCCAAGUUCUUUGGAAUCUGACUCAAAGGUUAUUUCGUAUCUUGCAGAGGCAAUGGGACGAUACGCGGACUCGGAUCUUUUAUGCAGCCAUGCUUUACAUGUUUUUAGUAACUUCCCUAAUUCCCCGUAUAUUGAAUGGGAUGCUGUUGCAACGCUGUUUAAAACCACGGAGUCAGAGGCAACAAUUUUGGAGGCGUUCCAUUUUCUUUGCAGCGUUGCGAUGAAUGUCAAGACACAAAAGCAGUUGAUUUAUUCUACAGGUUGUCUAAAUCGUGUAUUAGAACUAAUGCGUAAAUAUGAAUCCAGUGGAGCUAUUCAAGAAAAUGCCUGCAGUUUGAUUUCAUAUCUUUCUUUUGACUCUGAGACGAUAACGUCAAAAAUAACGGAGUCCGAUGGGAUCCUCUUGGUGCUUAAGGCCAUGCAAAAUUUUCCUGAUAAUGAAGACCUGCUUGUUUCCGCGUGUGCUGCGCUCAGCGGCCUGACUUUUAAUAACCUUCAGGGUCAGCAGGUCAUUAUUCAAGAGAAUGGAGUGGCACUUAUUUUGGAUGCUAUGCGUUCCGGAAAGAGUGCACGGGUGCAAGAAAACGCAGCUCUGGCAAUUGGGACGAUGUGCUGGAACAGUGAUUUAAAGGCAGACGUCGUUCGGUCAAAUGGGGUGGAGUUGAUUAUGAAGGCCCUCGAGGAACACUAUACAAGUCCUGGUCUUGUGAAAAACACAUGUCGAGCUUUAGCACAGGUUGCCUUUAAUUGUGAGAACUACCGCGAUGCAAUGUGCGAAAGUGGAGUCAUUCCAUUAAUCAUUAGGGGUAUGGCACAGCACCCAUCCUAUGAUCGAGUACAAAUGCACGGUUGCGUGGCACUUUCAUACCUUUCCUGGAAUAGUGAGGAGAACUCGGCAAAUAUUGCCCGAAACAAAGGUUACGGUGUGAUUAUUGAUGCCAUGAGAAAUCAUUUGCAUAACUACGAGGUACAAGAGCAUGCAUCGCGUGCGAUUGCAAAUAUUGGCACGGCUCCGUUUGAAGACCUUGAUAUGGCUCCCGAACAAGUUGUUGCAGCCAUGCGACGCCAUGAGCACGUGAGCGAAGUGCAGGAAGAAACGUGCCGUGCCAUUGUUACUCUUUCUUUGGUUUCGCCUGCAUACAAGGACAAACUAUUUGAACUAAAUGUCGUGGAAUGUGUUUUGGCGGCGAUGCGGAAUUUUCGUGGUAAUCAAGUGGUCCAGCAAGAGUCAUGUAAUGCCUUGGCCCACCUCGCCUACGAACAUGCAAAGCUUAAUAAGGCUGUAACAGAACAAAAUGGCGUGGAAGCUCUCCUGAUAGCCAUGAAAACUUAUGUAAAUGCUCCCAAAGUACAGUUGAAUGCAUGCGGCGGCCUAAGUGCAUUGGCAUUUGACAAUGCGGUGGCCCAAAAGCAAAUUUAUGACCUUGAUGGUGUCGCAUGUGUCAUUCAUGCAAUGGCAAAUUUUGAGCGUCUACGCAUGUUGGAGUUAGGUUGUUCCGUCUUAGGAACCUUGGCAUGGAACACUGAAAUCAAAGAGAAGGUUGCUGUUGUGGCCAUCCCCGAGAUUUUGAAGGCCAUGCGUGUGCAUUAUCAAAGUCCAUUGUUACAGAAAUCUACCUGCCGGGCUAUAUCCCAGUUUGCUUUCAACUCGGAGAAUAACCGUAAGCUCCUGGCAGAGUCUGGUGCCAUACCACUGAUUGUGAGUGCAAUGCGCUCACACAUCACGACGGACAAGCUUCUUGUACACGGGAUUAAGGCUCUGACGUACCUAUGCUGGGAAAAUAAUCAAGUUGCUGAGGCCAUUAUCAACGAAGGCAUUGAAGAAGUUCUUGAAAAAAUUGUUAAUUUAUAUUCCUCAUCGCAACGUGUCUAUGGGGAGGCCGUUCAUCUUUCCAAGAUACUUUUUCGCAAGAUGUCAAGCAGUCCUCAGGCAAAGAUGUGUUCUCCACCAUUUUUUUCUCCUGUACCAAUGUCGCAAACGCCUGGACCUCGAGUUACCCGAGCUGAGAACACGAUGUUUCCUAGCCCUCCCGCGCAGUUCGACGAGAAUGUUCCACACUUCUACACCGUUCCACAGGAACUGAUUCGACAGGAAGGGCGUGCACAGCGCAAUCAGUGGAGCAACCAAGAGCACCACGUGAGAGGCGACAGUAAGGGGGAUGGUGCAGGCCGUCGACGACGCAAUCGUCGCCGUGGGGGCAACAGCAGCUUUGAAAGACGCCCAACUCAGUUGGAAACCCAAGAAGGACAAGGUGCAGGCACACAUCACGCGGAUCCGUACGCUUCACGAGCACAAGAAAUAGAUAACUGUGCAUCCCGUCCUUUAUCCGCUGAGGACUUGUGGGAUGAUCCGGACCCAAAGACGUACCACGGCAACCGUCGUUUGGGUAAUCUUAAUUGGCAACAGGCGGAGUUUGUUCGCCAACAAAACGAAGGAAAGAGGUCUCCUGGUGAGUUGCCUGGACGCGGCGGGGGACGUGGUGGUAGAAGACGUGGGAACCACCGAAAAAAUGGUGUUGGAAGAAGACAAGGUGACCAGGAGAAAGAUCAUUGA